This is a messenger RNA of Momordica charantia (bitter melon), 1257 nucleotides long. RefSeq names its product bidirectional sugar transporter SWEET5-like. Gene Ontology annotation, cellular component: membrane. Gene Ontology annotation, biological process: carbohydrate transport. Gene Ontology annotation, molecular function: sugar transmembrane transporter activity. Lineage: Eukaryota; Viridiplantae; Streptophyta; Magnoliopsida; Cucurbitales; Cucurbitaceae. The record is from RefSeq and is a predicted model, not a curated record.
UCCCAUGCACUUUUCACAGAGAAAUUUUCCAGCAAAUUGGUAGAGAUCAAGAGAGACAAAGUGUGAGACAAAUCGCGAGCAAAAGUCGCGUUUAUAGACAAAAAAUUCCUACUCCAAUCAGGAAUCAAUCUGACAAAAUUCCUACUAAACUCUCACGAGUCAAUAACUGUAGGAAUCAUUUCUGACAUUAAUUCCUACUCCGAUCACCUCUCUCUGUUCAUAGUAUUAUAUUCUUCUUCCCCAAUUCUCACUCCAUUCUAUAAAUCUCUCUCUCUUUCCCUCUUCUUCUCUUCCCCGGAUCAGUUUCGCUUUCGAACUUCGACCCCCGUAGGAAAUUUCAAGAUGGUGAGCGCUGCUGUUGCUCGGUUUAUCGUCGGCGUCAUUGGAAAUGUCAUCUCCUUCGGCCUCUUCCUCUCGCCAUUACCAACAUUUUUUACAAUCAUUAAGAAAAAGUCGGUGGAAGAAUUCAAGCCAGAUCCCUAUAUUGCAACAACCCUAAACUGUAUGUUUUGGGUGUUUUAUGGGAUGCCAUUUGUUCAUCCAAAUAGCUUUCUUGUCAUCACCAUUAAUUCCGUUGGCCUUGUUUUAGAGAUGAUUUAUUUGACCAUAUUCUUCUUCUUUGCUGAUUAUAAAGGCCGGAAGAAAGUGUGUGUCUCUCUUCUUAUUGAACUCAUAUUUGUGUCCAUAGUUGUUCACAUAACUAUUCUAGCUCUGCGUGGAACCAAAAGUAGAUCACUGAUGGUGGGAAUAAUUUGUGACAUCUUCAAUAUUUUGAUGUAUAUUUCGCCGCUAACCAUCAUGAAAAAGGUGAUACAGACAAAAAGUGUCAAGUAUAUGCCAUUUACUCUUUCAUUGGCAAACUUCUUCAAUGGUUGCGUCUGGACAGCUUAUGCCCUCAUCGAAUUUGAUAUCUACAUAUUGAUUUGCAAUGGUAUCGGGGUAGUUUCAGGUCUCCUCCAACUAUUUCUAUAUGCAUAUUUCUCAAUAACGGGUUCAAAAGAGGAAGAAAUUAUAGAGAAGGAACCAAAAAAGAUUCAACUCUCCACCGUGGAAGGACCAUGCAAAGUUGUCGUGGAAGGACCAUGCAAAGUUUAAGUGUCGUUCUUAGUUUAGAAAUUAGGUUAACAAUUGUGUCCUUAGCUUUUGUGCCUUGUAUUGAUCAAAUUAAUUAUCCUUGUUUGAGAUUUUAAUUUUACCCAAAUAAGUUUGUUCCAUCUCAAUUUAUGAUUAAGCUUGAGCUAUUUUUCUUCCCUACAA